AGCCGCGCUGUGCCGCCCCGCGACGCAAACCGCACGAGUGAAGGAAUUCCGUGAGCGCGCUCGCUCGGCUCGACGGCUGCUCCGUCAUUUCACGGCGGACUCAUUGCACGGCAGAUACACGAUUGAACUUUUCCCCUCCGUCUCCCGGCCGAGGGGAUUGGAAUGGAAAUGUUUGCUUACAGCUCAGUAAGAUCUUGAAGCCUGUACCAGGUCCUUGAGAGAGAAAACUACAUGACACUACACCAUGAGUGACAGUAAAUCCGAUAGUCAGUUUUACAGUGUUCAAGUUGCAGAUUCAACAUUCACUGUACUAAAACGUUACCAGCAAUUGAAGCCUAUAGGAUCAGGGGCACAGGGCAUUGUUUGUGCUGCGUUCGAUACGGUCCUUGGAAUAAACGUUGCUGUAAAGAAGUUGAGUCGUCCUUUUCAGAAUCAAACCCACGCAAAAAGAGCUUACAGAGAGCUUGUUCUUUUAAAAUGUGUCAAUCACAAAAAUAUAAUUAGUUUAUUAAAUGUAUUUACACCGCAGAAGUCACUAGAAGAAUUUCAGGAUGUAUAUUUGGUUAUGGAGCUGAUGGAUGCCAACUUGUGCCAAGUUAUUCAUAUGGAAUUGGAUCAUGAAAGGAUGUCUUAUCUCCUUUACCAGAUGCUAUGUGGUAUCAAACAUCUCCACUCAGCUGGUAUCAUCCACAGAGAUUUGAAACCCAGCAACAUAGUAGUAAAAUCAGAUUGUACACUCAAAAUCCUUGAUUUUGGACUGGCAAGAACAGCGUGUACUAAUUUUAUGAUGACUCCAUAUGUAGUAACACGAUAUUACAGAGCGCCAGAGGUUAUCCUUGGAAUGGGAUAUAAAGAGAAUGUUGAUAUCUGGUCAGUUGGUUGCAUCAUGGGAGAAUUGGUGAAAGGUUGUGUGAUAUUCCAAGGCACUGAUCAUAUUGAUCAAUGGAAUAAAGUAAUUGAACAACUAGGAACGCCUUCAGCAGAAUUCAUGAAGAAACUACAGCCUACAGUGAGGAAUUAUGUAGAAAACAGGCCAAAAUAUCCAGGUAUUAAAUUUGAAGAGCUCUUUCCAGACUGGAUAUUUCCAUCAGAAUCAGACCGUGACAAGUUAAAAACCAGUCAAGCUAGAGAUUUAUUAUCAAAAAUGCUUGUAGUAGAUCCAGACAAGAGAAUUUCCGUAGAUGAGGCCUUACGUCAUCCCUAUAUUACUGUCUGGUAUGAUCCAGCUGAAGCAGAAGCUCCUCCACCUCAAAUUUAUGAUGCACAGCUGGAAGAGAGAGAACAUGCAAUUGAAGAAUGGAAAGAAUUAAUAUACAAAGAGGUAAUGGAUUGGGAAGAAAGAAGCAAGAAUGGUGUGGUAAAAGAUCAGCCCUCAGAUGCAGCAGUGAAUAGCAACACCAGUCCUUCCCAGUCAUCAUCUAUCAAUGACAUUUCAUCCAUGUCAACAGAGCAAACAUUGGCUUCAGAUACAGACAGCAGCCUCGAUGCCUUGACAGGACCCCUCGAAGGAUGCCGAUGAUCAGCCGGGAUUGCAGACUUACCUUUGGAAAAGAACUCUUGCUUCCAUUGGGCCUGAAUUGCUUGUAAGUUAAUGGAACAAAGUAGAAAAACUCCAUGUUCUGCAUGUUCUGCUAAAGUAAUGCCUGUUUUUAUGUUUACUCAGUUGUUAUGAAACUGCCUGCUUAAUGUUGUAGAAUGAAAGCAAAUCAAUGUCUAAGGAGCAAAAAAAAAAAAAAAAAAAAAAAAGUUUAGACACUAUUACAGGCUUUUCUUUGUUUCAGCCUAUUUCAGGUGAGCAGUUAUAAUAGGCUUCUAGCCAAUAACUUCUCUUGAGUGAGUUCAUGCAUCUUCAGUCCUAACUGGCAGGCUUUGUGACAUCAAUGGUUGUUUACAUUUUAGUACAGUAUUGCUCACUUGUAGGUUUUUUGAAUGUACAGUGUCUAUGAAGUUUGUUUUAAUGUGUGACUAUGGCAGCGUGCAUUAUUUAACGACUGGAGUGUUGUGUGUAAGUGUUAACUCGCAUGUUGAACACUCUCAGUACUGUGUUUAAGGGCAGUUACUUUUCCAUAUAGCACUUUUUUGAGCCCUUUCUGUCUUCGCUUCCCAACGGUUCUAUCUUCUUGUAGAAGAGAAAAACACAGUGUUCAAAGAGUAUAGCCAUACCUUCAUAUUUCAUCAACAAAUAUAUCUGACUCUUUUCUAGUUAUUUAAACGUGGAUGGAAGAUACAGUGGCUUAGUUCAAUUUUAAGGAAGGAUGGGUGACAUUUGUGAGACUGUGCCUGUUUAAAGGAGGGCAGAGUGCUAAAUUGUUUUGUAUUUUUUUUAGCUCGUGAUACUGAUCCUUUAACUGAAACAGAAAAGGAAAUUACAUAUGUGAUGCUCUUCAUUCAGUAACAGGUGAAUCGGAGAGACUUGCAGUCUAAGUGGCCUGAAAAAGAGCUGCAUAAAUGUUUUCCAUUUUUUUAAAUGGGUCCAUUCUAUCUAGUGAGUAAUUAAAAAAAUAAAGAUACAGUAGCUUUGAGUCAUUUGUCAAUUAAUUAUUUACUGAACAGAACUUAGCUGUAGUUCCAAAUUGAGAAAUCCUCUCUAUUUUUACUGGGAGAGGAAAUCAUAAUGUAUUGAAUAUGUACAUUUUCUAAAUACAGUGUCAGAGGAGAGGAGAUUAUUUCUGUUUCGACACACACUUCUCAAUGCAGUUUUCAGGACUGUAUAACACAGGCACCAUUCUUAGAAAAUGUUUGUGAUAGAGUAGGGCUUAAAUUACCAGGUACUGCACACCUGAAUGUGUGCACAUCCCUUCAGAGCAGUUGUGUGAAGUUCUGCUAAAGGAUUUUGUGUGUGUGUGAGUGUUUGAGAUAAACUGUAUGACUGUGACAGUAACAGAGAUGUGCAAGACAAGGUAAAACACCACUUUCUUAAAGGCACUGUAUUCAGCUGAUGAUCCAGCUACUGCUGACCUGAAUAUAUACAGAGAACUUACAAAUGUGCUGGCAUAGCUAGCUGCUGCAUUAUGGAGAUGUUUAGUACACUCUUGUAGAAGAGAACUGACCCUUCUUUCUGACCUUAGGAUUUGAAAGCAGCAGUUUUUUCUAAUGCAAACAUUGCUUUCAUGUUACAAAUUGUACCUGUAUGGUUAUAAACAGCUUAAUUUGGUGUAGCAAAAAUACUGAGUUUGGCUGUCCCAGAAACUAAAAUGCAAUGCAGUGCUGUUAUGUUAACUUCAGAAUGUUCAUCUGGAAUUAUGAUUUUUUUUUCUAAAGAAAUAUGAGUUGUAGGACAUUGAGGGCUUGGGUUUUUAGCUGUUUGGUUUAAAACCAGUUUAUUUGGAUAUUGAUGAUAUAUAUGGAGUAUUUUUAGUGCAUUUUUUGUCACUGACAAAAAAUAUAUAUAUAUAAAAUAGCUACUACUGUACAGCAAUACAGUACAGGUUGCUGUUCUUUUGUAUUUUUUUAAUCACUGUUAUAUGUGUAAAUUAAAAUUAUUAAAGACACCUAUUCAAAAUUACUAUUAGUGAUUUCAGACUAGCUGUGGUUUUGUUCCCUUCCUCUUCAGCCCAUCAAAAGAUGCAACCACUAUGGAAUAGGACUAAAAACAAGCAAAAAAACCCCAAAAUAACAGAGAAGCUAAUAGUUGAAUCUCAGAAGUUAGCUAUGCUUUACUGAUUGUUCCUAGCAAUGUUUUCAGAAGUGACCAGUGGCAUAAUGGUGUUAAGCCAGUAGUUUUUUAUAAAGGGAUGGCUUUCCUGACAAUACAAGCUUAGCAUUCUCUUCAAAAACAGCAUCCUGUGAACAAUCUCAUACUGGUCAUCUGUAGUCUCUGCCUUCCUUUUUUAGAAGGCUGUCUGAAGUCUUUGAGGAGUGGUAGAAUGCAGCAUUUUAUACAUUUCAUGUUACACUUGAUGAAAAAGCUUUUUUGUUUAUAUGAACAUGAGGGACAAAGAUCUCCAGCAGUUUAUUAAUCUCCUGCUCUAACAACUGCAGAGCAAAUCUGUCCCAUUUACCUGCCUAGUAACUGACUGUGUCUCUUCCUGUUUUACACCAGAGCCCUCUGUAAAGUCACCUCCGUGCAUUUUGAUAUUCUUGAUUCACUAUGGCAGUAAUCUUCUGGAGUUUAUUAUUCAAGAUUUAUUUUUAUCAUUUUCAACUGAAGUUGCACUGUAAUACAUUCAUCGUUUUAACCUUUACUGUUUCAGAAGGUUUAAUGCUGCAAAGAUUUUUCGUGUCAUUUAGAUACCAGAUGGCCUCCAGGUCUCUUCCAACCCAAAUUACUCUGUGAUUCAAGUGGUUUUCUUAUGUUGUUUUUUGGUUUUGAACACAGAACAGCCCUGUCUGCAUGAUGUGAACUGAUAUCUGACCUUCUCCUGGUAUAUACUGUUAUCUCACAUGUUUUGAGCAAAAAAAGCCCUGAGAUUGAGCUUCUUUGUGAAUCUUCCUGUAAGAAAAGCUAUUCCAUACCUCAUGUUCUUAAUGGCUUCUCGCUGUUGCACACUUUGAAGUUUCUAAAUUCUACCAAAACAUCAUUGCCUAUGGAGUAUGCAUGAGAUGAAAAGUAGGAUUGUGGAUUUCCAGAAUAACUGAAAACAAACUGCUAAGAGCCCAAAUAAACAUCCAGUUCUCAGAGAAAGCAGAUAAGCAGAUUAUAUUCAGCAAAGCACAUGCAGAAUAGAUGCAUGCUGAAGUUCCCAUGCUGUUCCAGUGUGCACAUAGAGACUGCAUAUGCACUGCAUGCAGGCUUUACGUUGGUUGUAUUCCUGGCUGCAGGUUAAGUUUGGUGCAACAUCUGUGUAAUGGUUAUGGAUGCUGUGAGAUCCCAUCACUGUGGAAAGCAAAAUGCACAUGUAACUUCACAGGGGUUUGAAAGUAUAGAGAGUUUGGUGUGCAAUAUAAUCACUUUUAUUCCUAAUACUAAAAUCAUGUAUGUAAAGUGAUGCAAUUGACCAUUUUUUUGCACUUUGGCAUUUAUAAAUAUUUAUAUGUAUUUAAAGAUUAAGAAUGUGUGUAUACAUAUGCAUAUAUAUAAUAGAAACCUGCUCAGUUUUGUGAACACAAAUGUUACCUUUCUGUAUGAGUAUGGGAGGCUUUGUUUAGUGUUAACACUACUGCAGUGAACAUAAGCAAUUUAUGAAGUACAACUAAAAAUAAGUGAUGGUCAACAUAGAUGCAAUCUGUAAUCUUAACUGCUCACCUGAAGAGGAAAAAAAAACAAAAAAAAAAAGGAAAAUCUAUGGCUAUUAAUCAGAUUCUUUACCAGAAACCUUGAAAGAUGUAUGAACACUGAGUAGCUGACUGGCAUUGCAGAAAUGGAGUAUGUUUUAAAGGUUUAUCUGCGCUCAUAUCGUUUUUCCUCAAAAAGAAAAAACCCCAAAAACCCUUGGAAGGAGAACCCUGGCGUUU
This is a messenger RNA of Lagopus leucura (white-tailed ptarmigan), 5394 nucleotides long. It is a transcript of the gene MAPK9, whose product is annotated as mitogen-activated protein kinase 9. The record is from RefSeq and is a predicted model, not a curated record. The transcript has 13 exons. Gene Ontology annotation, molecular function: ATP binding; JUN kinase activity. The coding region runs from base 245 to 1519 and encodes 424 amino acids. Gene Ontology annotation, cellular component: nucleus; cytoplasm. Gene Ontology annotation, biological process: protein phosphorylation; JNK cascade. Lineage: Eukaryota; Metazoa; Chordata; Aves; Galliformes; Phasianidae.